Zootermopsis nevadensis is the source of this 1319-nucleotide messenger RNA. RefSeq names its product dual specificity protein phosphatase 23. The record is from RefSeq and is a predicted model, not a curated record. Gene Ontology annotation, biological process: protein dephosphorylation. Lineage: Eukaryota; Metazoa; Arthropoda; Insecta; Blattodea; Termopsidae.
UCAUCUACUGCAAGAGCCAGUUUUGGCCCUGUACUCUUCGAUAGACACCCAUUGUAACCACGAUCCAACACGUCAUUUACGCUGCUAGGUGACGUAUGUGGUGUGGAAACGUGGACGCUACAAGGAAAGCAGAAUGCAACCAUUGAUCGGACGUCGAAUGUUACCCUUUAAAUUUAGUUCAGGCAUGUAUAAAUCGCCAGUAUGCAAAGGGGUGUCGAAGAGGUUGGAUAUCAGGGGAAUUUUUAGUGGAUAUUCGUGUGUAGAUCAGCAGCAUGUCAGGUAUCGAAGAAGAGGUGGUGCAUCCACCCUACAACUUCACAUGGAUUGUUAAAGAUGAACUGGCCGCAAUGGCAUGCCCCAAGACACUUUUCAAUAUUCGUUUUCUCAAGAAAGAAGGCAUCAAGCAUCUUGUGACUUUAUCUCCAGAGUCGGCACCACCAAUCCGUACUUUUUCAGAUUUAAAGUGGACCGAAAUUCCUAUAGAGGAUCUUUCUCCUCCAUCAGUCAGUCAGAUUAAGAAGUUUAUAGAUGUGUGUCUAAAGUGUAAAACUGAAGAGCAGCCUGUAGGUGUCCACUGCCGCUUGGGCCAAGGAAGGACUGGAGUAAUGGCUGCAUGUUUUUUGGUUCAUUUCUAUGACCAUUCUCCAGAACAAGCUAUUACAAAUGUACGAUUGAUGCGCCCAGGCUCUAUAGAAACAUAUCAACAGGAAAAGGCAGUUUUCAAAUAUUGUGACUAUUUACGGAGUGUAUAAUAUCGAGCUGUGUUAGUCAUUACUGAAAAAAAUGACUCAUGUGUUUUGUUCUGGAAAUGCAGCCUUGAUGAGAACCUCAGAUGAUCAUUCAGAUCUUUUAUAUUUUGUUAAAUGCCUGGAAAAUGCUUUUGAGGGUUUUAUAUACAUUCUUGGCUUGUGUGCCACAUCGGCGUACAUCACCUGCAGUCAUCUGGAGACCAUGAAAGCAAAUGUCUUUGGAUAUCAGACAGAAACAUGACACAUCAGAGCAGGAUUUGGGUGCUAAGACUGACAAAGAAGAUGGAGAAGUACACACCUCUCAAGAAAUGUUCUGCCACAUGCAGAAACAGCUCAGUGACUGCAAAGGUCACUAGUUUCUUGUUUCUUAGUUUAUUUGCUGACACUGUGUAAAUGGUAGAGAUUCUAGUAGUGGGAGGAUGACUGCAUCUGGAAAUGUUGAGUAAGGAGAAAUGUUUUAAGGUUGUUUAUUAUUACAAAGUAAAAACACCUGUUAUAGAAAAUUGCCUUGUUAAGUUAUGUCUUGGCAUUGUAUCAAAUAAAGAAAGCUGAAGCUCUCUAGUCUUUUAA